AUGCACCAAGUAGUAGAAGGCUUGAAUGGCGUCGCCGUUGUAAUGGAUGACAUUUUAGUCUGGGGAAAGUCUCGAGAAGAGCAUGACAAUAAUCUAGCAGCUUUACUUGCACGCUGCAGGGAGCACAACCUAAAGCUCAAUAAAAAGAAGUGCCAUUUUUUGCAGCCACAAGUUCGCUACAUGGGACACAUCCUCACACAAGAAGGACUUUGCCUGGAUCCCGGGAGAGUGAAAGACAUUUUGCAAGUGGCGCCAGCGAAAGAUUUCUCUGAUCGGCAACGGCAAGGAAUCCGUGAAGCUCUAUUGAAAGAUGCAACAAUGAUGGAAUUGUGCAACUACUCAAGCAACGAAUGGCCAGAGAGCAAGCAACAGGUAUCCGAGGCCGUACGCGCGUACUGGAAUUACCGCGAUGAACUCCAUGUCGAAGACGGUCUCCUCCUAAGAAGCAAGAAACUCAUCAAGCAGAUGCGUCGAACAACAGCAGAAGCAGUGACAAACUUGUGCAUGCAGAUCUUCGCCACUCACGGCAUCCCAGCAAAGAUAUGCAGCGAUAAUGGCCCCCCGUUCAAUAGUGCGUGCUUCCGCGUUUUUUCCACACAGUUGCGCAUCGUCCACGAGACUUCCUGUCCGCAUUACCCUGGCGGUAACGGCAUGGCGGAAAGGGCCGUCCAAGAAGCAAAGAAACUGCUCAAGAAGUGCCGGUAUGGAACGCUGGAGUUCUGCAGUGCCCUACUAGAAUGGAGGAACAUGCCAAGGGACGACCGCCUUAAGUCGCCCGCACAACGACUCAUGGGCCGUCAGACGAGGACUAAACUGCCAGUACUUGAGUGCCACCUCGAACCACAAACCGUGCCAACCAAAAUUGUCCGAAAGCGACUUGACGAAAUACGGCGCAAACAACGCGUUUUCUACAACAGAACAACGCGAAGUCUACCGGAUAUUCAUAGGGGUUCCACGGUGACUGUUUAUGAUACGACACACAGGACAUGGGCACCAGCAAUUGUCAUAGGACCGGCAAGUACACCACGCUCUUAUGUCGUUGAGACAGAGAAUGGGCAGCAUCUACGACGCACAAAGGAGCAUCUCAGAUCAACAGAAGGACAAGCUUCCUCCCAGCAGCCCGAGUGUACGAUAGCGACCCCUCAGUCCUCCUCUCAACCGUGCACCACCGAGCAACAAGCACCUCAAGAAGCACUACGUAGAAGCACACGACAGCGCAGAGAGCCGCAACGGUGGUUUUGGGGGACUGGAUGUGGGGGUUGCCUGAGUCAGGUCCAGGAGUGGGAUCAGGCCAUUGACUUGGUACAGUUGGAGGGCCCUUUCAGUGCGGCAGGCUGCAGCACCGGGAGGGACUCCAGGCGGGAGAUAUUGGUGGAGUUCAUGGAACGUCACCUCUACCUCGUCAAACCGUCGUGUGCUCUGAACUCGAAGCUCACGGCAGCGCGCAAAGAAGAAUUGUGGAAGGAACUCGUCUCGCUCCUGAACAAUGAAGGCUCAGCCGAAGCACUUUUUUGA
Molecule: messenger RNA, 1515 nt
Organism: Dermacentor silvarum
Lineage: Eukaryota; Metazoa; Arthropoda; Arachnida; Ixodida; Ixodidae
Exons: 5
Coding region: 1-1515 (504 amino acids)
Biological process (GO): DNA integration
Molecular function (GO): nucleic acid binding
Source: RefSeq, a predicted model, not a curated record